This is a messenger RNA of Papaver somniferum (opium poppy), 2079 nucleotides long. RefSeq lists its product as uncharacterized. The record is from RefSeq and is a predicted model, not a curated record. Bases 1 to 2079 code for a protein of 692 amino acids. NCBI's taxonomy places the organism in Eukaryota, Viridiplantae, Streptophyta, Magnoliopsida, Ranunculales, Papaveraceae. The transcript is spliced from 7 exons.
AUGGGUUCAGGGUACACAAAGAUACAUGCAUGUAUCAACAACUGCAUUCUUUAUUGGAAUGAGUACAAGGAUGAAAAAGUGUGUCCUACUUGUAAAGCACCCAGAUGGAAAGUUGACAGGGAUGGUAAAGUUUACGAGAAUGUUCCAGCAAAGGUAUUGUGGUACUUCGACAUCAUCCCAAGAUUUCAGCGGCUGUUUCAAUCGAAGCACACAGCAAAAGAUUUGAUAUGGCACGAUACCACUAGAAACAAAGACGGUGUUUUACGUCAUCCGGCAGACUCACAUGCUUGGAGAGAGAUAGAUAACAAUUUCCCAGAAAUUAAAGGUGAUCCAAGAAAUCUGCGGUUAGCUGUUUCGGCUGAUGGAGUUGAUGUAAACACAGGCACCAAACAUCACAGUGGAAAGAGAACAUGGGAUGCAUAUGCCCAAGAAAUGUUUACUCUACGUGCAGUUGUUUUGUGGACGAUAAACGAUUAUCCUGCUCUUGGUACACUAUGUGGUUGUCGCUACGCUGGAUAUCAUGGUUGUGUGGUGUGUCGUAAAAAAACGCACAGUAUUAGGCUUCAUGACUCAAACAAGAAUGUUUAUGUUGGUUAUAGAAGAUUUUUACCCUAUGAGCAUCCGUUCAGAAGGCAGAAGGGGGCAUUUGGCGGAAAACAAGAGUGGGAGACUGCUCCAGAACCAAUGACCGGGGAAGAAAUAUAUGAGGAGAAUGUGGGACAAAGUCUUGUUGGAACGUUGCUGCACAACGGGAAUACAAAAGAUGGAUUAAACGCCAGAAAGGAUUUGGUGCGUUUGGGGUUAAAAUCGGAGUUACACCCUAAGACAGAUGACAAAGGAACGAUACUUCCCGCAGCAUGUUAUACAUUAACUACGGAAGAAAAAGACAUAUUCUUGGAGACACUAUCCGAGUUAAGAGUUCCAGAAGGAUCAAUAUCUGCCAAAGAAAUCAUGGUGGAAGAGCUAGAUAAAUUGCAAGAGGAUCUCUGUGUGACGUUAUGCUUACUAGAGAAGGAAGUGAAGUUAUGCGGUCCGGUUUGCUUUCGAUGGAUGUAUCCUUUCGAAAGGUGUAUGAAGGUUAUAAAGGGGCAUGUGCGAAACAAGAAUCAACCUUGUGGAUGCAUUGCCGAAGAGAAUGUUGCAGAAGAGACGAUUGAGAUAUAUUGUGAGUACCAUAAAAGCAUCAGGACAAUUGGUAUUCCACUAGAUAGGCAUAAUACAUCUCAGGAGGGAGAACCGUUAUCAGCUGAAGAGCCGUGUAUAGUUACCCCUGAACAGUUGAGACAAGCACAUUUCUAUGUAAUGCAGAACACGCCUGAAAUUGAGCCUUACAUAGACCGACACAAGCUAUAUUUGGAAACUAACUAUUCUACUAAAAAGCGAGCAUGGCUAGAGAAAGAGCACUCUAACACUUUUGGCGCUUGGUUAAAAAAUGAGGUUGAAAAAGAGUUGGCAGACGACAGAGAAAGUAUCUCAGAGAACUUAAGAUGGAUAUCACACGGCCCGCACUACGAGGUAACGAAAUACACUGUAUAUCGCAUCAAUGGAUAUCUAUUCCGCACAAGAUCCCGUGAUGGUAGAAUUCACCAGAAUAGUGGGGUUAGCGUUGCAGCAAAUGACAUGCACAUAUCUAGAGAUGAUGAUGUUACAUAUGGUAAAGCCUCUUAUUAUGGUGUCUUGCAAGAGAUAUGGGAGUUAGAUUACUGUGAAAGAAAAGUUCAUCUGUUCAAGUGCAAUUGGGUUGAUAAUAAACGUGGGGUCAAAAGAGAUGCUCUUGGCUACAAGAUUGUUGACCUUACUAUGUUGGGAUACAAAAAUGAUCCUUUUAUUUUAGCCUCACAAGCUAAGCAGGUAUUUUAUGUCAAAGACCAGUUAGAUAAGAAAAAGUCUAUUGUUUUUGUGACACCUCCCAAAAAUUAUAGAGAUGACGAUGGCAACGAUGAGGAAUUCAGUACAGUAAUCUUUUCUGCGAAUGAUAAUAUCUUGCCGUCUGUAGAUCCACAAGACUUGGGUAAAGAAUCCCGAAAUGAUUACUUCCGAACUGACUGCCGAGGUUUACUUAUACGCAAGCCAAAAUGA